AUGAGCACGUUCCUCAAUGAGCGCUAUCGUACGCUCGAAGCGAUUGAGGACGUGAAACAGAAUGCCAACCCACAGAACGCGACUGCAGGACCAUCCCGUCCGCAGAAUUCCAAGCGAGUCAACUUCUUUGAGGCCCGAGUCACUCCGAAAGGCAAAUCGUGUGAUUUGUGCUCAAAGGAGAAUCACCCUGUCCGGUCCACUUCAAAUCCAACGGCAACAAAUUUGCAAAAUUUCUUUGCCAAUAAUGCUCAGAAUGUCCUUCUCGGCACGGCGGUCAUCAACGUAUGCCACUUGGGCACUACAUACACCGCACGUGCGCUUAUUGAUUCCGGGUCCGAAGCGACCUUCAUUUCUGAGCGUCUGUUCCAAUGCAUUAAGUUGCCUUUCCAGUCCGUGCGAGCCCAGGUAUCCGGGCUAAAUCACGCAGUUGCGGCCCAAUCGCAGAAGUUAUGUCACUUCAGCAUUGGUUCUCCGACGAAGCCGAGGCUCCAUAUCGAGACAUUCGUAAUUCCACAGUUGGCAGGCAAACUGCCCUCCCGCGAUAUGCCGCGAGCUUUCCUAAGGGAUCUACCAGCGAUAGAACUGGCAGAUCCACACUUCUACAAGAGCGCUCAGAUUGAUAUUCUAAUUGGCGCGGAUAUCCUUCCAUAUCGGGUGACUCUUCCACUCCGGAAGCCCGAUGGCAUUCAACUGGGUCAUUCCAGAUCUAUAGCGCUGGCUCAAUUCCUCAAGAACGAGAAUCGUUUGUCAAGAAACGAUUCUCUAAAGGAACAGUACAAUGCCGUUCUCCAGGAGUACGUGGACUUGGGUCAUAUGACACCCAUAUCGCCUCAGGCGAUUGUCACGACUCCCAAUUUCUACCUGCCUCACCACGCCGUACUCAAACCAGAUAGCACCACAACGAAGGUGCGAGUCGUUUUCAACGCAUCUUGUCCAUCCUCAUAUGGUAAGAGUCUGAAUGAUUUCCUUCAUUCAGGGCCCAUUCUCCAAUCAGAUCUCACGUUGAAGAUCCUCAGAUGGCGAUACUAUCGAUAUGUGUUCAAUGCGGACAUAACGAAGAUGUAUCGCCAAAUCCUCAUGGAAUCGAAGCACACGCCGUUCCAACGAAUUCUGUUCCGUACGUCGGACGAUGAGAUCCGUGACUUCGAGUUGAACACAGUGACAUUCGGUGUCAACUGUGCGCCUUUCCUGGCUCUACGAGUCCUCCAGCAACUUGCUGAUGACAUACGCUUGGAGUAUCCUCUCGCAAGCCGAGUCAUUUUCAACAACAUGUACGUGGACGACGUCCUGGCGGGGACACACACGAAAGAAGAGGCCAUCCGGACCAUUGCGGAAGUGUGUGCAGCCCUGGACAGCGCUGGCUUCCCGCUGAGGAAGUGGACGUCGAACCAUAAGAGCGUGCUGAAGGACAUUCCAAAGGACCAUUUACUUCGAGAAGAUUUCCUCGAACUCGAAGACUCCUGUACGGCGAAAACUCUGGGCAUCAGGUGGUUCAUGCCACCAGAAGUUGCCCAUCAGGACUCCUACACGAAGAGGGAAACACGAGUGAAGCUCCAGUACCACGGAUUCUGUGAUGCUUCAGAAAGGGCGUAUGGAGCGGCGAUCUAUUUCCGUGUGGAGACGGCAAACAAGGUUUCCACACAUCUCCUCACUGCGAAGACAAUAGUGGCUCCUGUCAAGUCUCUCUCAGUGCCACGUUUGGAGCUUUGUGGCGCAGUCCUGUUGGCUGAGUUAUCUGCAGCCCUCCUCCUGAAUCUGCCAGCAGAAAGUUUCCAGACUUUCUUUUGGACUGAUUCAACAAUUGUUAUCGCCUGGUUGAACAAGCCACCCUGCAGAUGGACAACCUUUGUGGCCAAUCGUGUGGCCAAAAUUGUCCAAGCCAGCGACGCCAAGAACUGGUCGCAUGUGCGAUCCGAGCACAAACCGGCAGAUCUUGCAAGCCGAGGUGUCCUGCCACAAGAAUUGAUGCGUAAUCCUUUGUGGUGGCAUGAACCAGAGUGGCUUCAUCUCCCGUCGGAUCAAUGGCCAACAUCUCCAAGUCCCAUUCCGGAGACUCUGCUGGAGCAGCGGAUUAAGUGCAACGUCGUUAAGUUACCUCCUACUCCUGACUUCCUGAAUAAGUUCUCUGAGUUUGGCAAGGCACUGCGCACGUCUGCCUAUGUUCUCAGAUUCAUCGAUAGAAGUCGGAAGUUGGCAGUUCCAAGCUCUACCGUGGUCCAAGCGGAUGAGCUAAUACCACUGCAGUCCAAGCAGCAGGUUCCUUCCUCAAGUUCAAUCCGAAACUUGAACCCUUUCCUCGAUGGCAAGGGGAUUCUACGGGCCUGUGGGCGUCUGAGGGCGUCCCACUCGCUGCGUUAUGAUGAGAAUCAUCCAAUCGUCCUCUCGUAUUCCUCGUCCUUUGCACGACUACUGGUUCGAUUCACCCAUCGUAUAUCCUUACAUGGGGGUAACCAAGUCGGCACGCGGCUGAUCCGCUCCAGAUUCUGGAUUCCGAAAUUGAAGGUACUCGUCAAAUCCACCAUCAACUCUUGCAAGGUUUGCGUGAUCUACAAUCACCAAGGUUUGCGUGAUCUCAUCACCAAAGGGUAUGUCUGCGUCUUCGUGUGCUUCAGCACGAAGGCGAUCCACUUGGAGACAACAUCGGAUCUCACGACGGAGAAAUUCCUGGCCACAUUCUCCCGUUUCAUCGCACGGCGCGGGUGUCCAUACCAGAUGUACUCGGACAACGGGAAAACCUUCGUUGGAGCUGACAAAGUGAUCUUCUACGACUUCUUGGAAGCGACGAGGGAGUGCAUCAUCGCACAACACGCCCACAAGAGCCUAUCCUGGCACUUCAACCCGCCGGGCGCCCCGCAUAUGGGUGGAUUAUGGAAAGCCGGCGUAAAGAGUUUCAAGGCACUCUUUUACAAGGCGACCUCCGAAGUAUACGUUCGAAGAGUUGUCCACUCUUCUCGCUAA
This is a messenger RNA of Drosophila sulfurigaster albostrigata, 2958 nucleotides long. RefSeq lists its product as uncharacterized. The transcript has 5 exons. The coding region runs from base 1 to 2958 and encodes 985 amino acids. Gene Ontology annotation, molecular function: aspartic-type endopeptidase activity; nucleic acid binding. Lineage: Eukaryota; Metazoa; Arthropoda; Insecta; Diptera; Drosophilidae. The record is from RefSeq and is a predicted model, not a curated record. Gene Ontology annotation, biological process: proteolysis.